AUUGGCUUUUAUUUCACGAUGUACGAGAGCGUGGACGUUGUGGGACUGACCCCUAGCCCGAACCCGUUUUUAAGCAUGGAUUACUACCACCAGAACCGCGGCUGUUUGAUCCCGGAUAAAGGCCUCGUGUCGGGAGCGGCCCGCGGGUUCAGGAACCCUCACUGGAGCGGCUCGAAUCACUCUGUGGAGACCCAGAGCACAAGCUCAGAGGAGAUCGUACCCAGCCCUCCUUCACCGCCACCUCCACCACGGGUCUACAAGCCCUGUUUUGUCUGCCAGGACAAGUCCUCGGGCUACCACUAUGGAGUCAGCGCAUGUGAAGGGUGUAAGGGUUUUUUCCGGAGAAGCAUUCAGAAGAACAUGGUGUACACCUGCCACAGAGAGAAGAGCUGUAUCAUCAACAAGGUCACCCGAAACCGCUGCCAGUACUGCCGACUGCAGAAGUGCCUGGAAGUGGGCAUGUCUAAAGAAUCUGUUAGGAACGACCGGAACAAAAGGAAGAAAGACGACAAGAAGCAAGAAUGUUUGGAAAAUUACGUCUUAAGUCCAGAUACGGAGAAGAUGAUCGAGCAGGUGAGGAAGGCCCAUCAGGAAACCUUCCCCUCGCUCUGUCAGCUGGGAAAAUACACCACGAACAACAGCGCAGACCACAGGGUGGCUCUGGAUGUCGACCUGUGGGACAAAUUUAGCGAGCUCUCCACCAAAUGCAUCAUUAAAACAGUGGAGUUCGCCAAGCAGUUACCCGGCUUCACCACGCUCACCAUCGCAGAUCAGAUCACCCUGUUAAAGGCCGCCUGUCUCGACAUCCUGAUCCUGCGAAUAUGUACACGCUACACACCCGAUCAGGACACCAUGACGUUUUCAGAUGGUCUGACACUGAACCGCACACAGAUGCACAACGCCGGCUUUGGCCCUCUCACAGAUCUGGUGUUCGCUUUCGCCAACCAGCUUCUGCCUCUGGAGAUGGAUGAUGCAGAGACUGGGCUUCUUAGCGCCAUCUGUCUGCUGUGUGGAGAUCGGCAGGAUCUAGAGCAGUCUGAUAAGGUGGAUGAACUUCAGGAGCCCUUGCUGGAGGCCCUGAAGAUCUACGUGAGAAAUCGGAGACCUCAUAAACCACACAUGUUCCCUAAGAUGCUGAUGAAGAUCACAGACCUGAGGAGCAUCAGCGCUAAAGGAGCGGAGCGAGUAAUAACGCUGAAAAUGGAGAUCCCAGGCUCCAUGCCUCCGCUCAUUCAGGAGAUGCUGGAAAAUUCAGAGGGUCUGGAGGGAGGCGGGUCGAAAGGAGCUGGAGGAGGUGGUGGUGGUGGUGGUGGAAAGGGAGCUCCACCAGGAAGCUGCAGCCCCAGUUUGUCUCCCAGUUCGGCACACAGCAGCCCCUCGGCUCACUCUCCUUGACUUUCAUCUCCAGACAAACCUCCAUACAGAAUUAAACUGGUUCCUAACCAGAAAUAAGCCACAGCCGACCAGCGCCAGAGAGCAGAAUUCCGGUAGACUUUGACCCGGACUGAACAGUAAAUCUGGCCAGCUUUCAUUCGCUGAAGUCCAGUAGAGUUACACACAGGCCGAGCCUGAUCAAAAGUCACACCGUCAUUAAAACCUCCAGUGAUUCAGCGACUACAAGAGCCUUUUCACGUGGCGCUGCUUCACAGAGAUGACAGAACAAACGCCCUGUGUGCGCAAGCGGCUCUUUACUGUGUCUUCCCGGCUCUGCUCCCAUCACGCGAACUGUGAAGGCCCAGGGAAGCUCGUCUGAAGGACGCGUUCUCUCGGCCUCAGCGUUAUUUUAUAAACUUCAAUCCCUUAAAGCAAGCUAAAGGACUUUAGGACGUCAGCUGUCCACAAGUCAGGGACAUUUUGAACUUUCCAGCUGUUUUGGUUCUGUUUCUUUGUUUUCGUACAAAAGAUAUAUGAAUAUAUGAAAUCUAUAUUGACAGAAAUAUGAGAUUUGACUCUUUUGGUCUUAGGUGGAAUGCAGAACAUUUCUUAUCUUUUUCUCUCACUUUUUGUCUCAAGAGUUGAACAUGGUUAUGGUCGACCCACUGUUACCUUCACUCCAAGACAGUCCUGUUCACGUCACGCACAAGGGCACGUCGCACUGAAAAUGAUGUGUGCGCUUCAAUCAAGAUGGGGUAAAACACAGUUUUGUCCGGACGAUUUGGAGAUAUGACACUUCAUCAGAAAUGAAGGAUCCCCUGUAAACAAGCGGCUUGUGAUUAUGAUGUGUGUGAGAUCUCGGUUUUAACGGAGUGGCGAAUGCCUUCCUGUAGCUUUUAAUAUUGCUUUUUUUUUUGCUUUUCAUUUUGUAAUUGUCACCUGUCGAAAGACACAGAGACCCCCUUCUAAACAGUAUUAGCUGAUUACAAAAUAAAAGAGAUUUCCAAAAAUAACGAUUCACUAAGAAAAAUGUGUAUUUUUAGCUAAAUGCAUUUCAGAAGUAUUAAGAAUGUUGAGCAUUUCACACAGAACCAUGUUUUUGUUACACGUCCGGCACCUGGAUCUUGAAGCCCUGUUAUUGGUCGAUUCGUUUCUAAUCAUCCGUCACGUGUCCUGAGAUGCUUCCACCGCCGCUUCCUCUUCUUCUGUACUUUACAACAUCACUGCCUCUGCUCUCCUGCAACAAUCAUUGAACAGCAGUCAACAACAACACUGCCUCUGUGUGACAAUCACUUCAAGUAAAGCUCACAAACAACUCUGCCUCUGUAACACACUGAUCCCUACAGAACACUGGAUUCAUGAGGCCACUCACACACAUACAGAUCUGACACUAUUACAGCUGUAGAAAAAAAAA
Messenger RNA from Danio rerio (zebrafish), 2788 nucleotides. RefSeq names its product retinoic acid receptor, alpha b (gene rarab). Gene Ontology annotation, molecular function: zinc ion binding; DNA-binding transcription factor activity; sequence-specific DNA binding. The record is from RefSeq and is marked provisional. Gene Ontology annotation, cellular component: nucleus. NCBI's taxonomy places the organism in Eukaryota, Metazoa, Chordata, Actinopteri, Cypriniformes, Danionidae. Gene Ontology annotation, biological process: retinoic acid receptor signaling pathway; regulation of DNA-templated transcription; liver development.